AUGAUUUUAGAUUGUAUAGUAUAUAUUGGUGAUGAUUAUAUUGAAUUGGAUACUUUUAUAUUUUAUCUACAUUAUAAAUAUAUAAUCGAUUUUAAUUUAUUAAAUUCAAAGAUUAAUGAAUUAAUAAAAAAUGUAAAAUUUGAUACGGUUAUAUUUUUAUAUGAAAAUUCAUUACAUUAUUUACUUGAAAAUAUUUCAUUAAUUUUUUUAAAUAAUAAUAUCAAAUUUAUUUCACAUAUUAAUAAUAAUAAAUUUAAUUCAUUUAAUAAAUUUAAUUCUGAUAAUAUUAAACUUAAUUCUGAUAAUAUUAAACUUAAUAAUAAAAAUUUAUAUCAAUUUAUUAAAAAUGAAAAAAAUAAUAAAAUUUCAGAAAAUAAUAAAUUUACUGAAAAUUUAGAGGAAAUUACAGAAAAUUUGGAAAAUUUAGAAAUAAAUUAUGGAAAAAUAAAAAUAAAUAUAAUAGAAAAAAAUAUAAUAGAAAAUAAAAAUACAAUAUUAAUAUAUACAAAUAUAAAUAAUAAUAAUAUAAUAAAUACAUUAUCAUUAGAAUAUUGGAAUAAUAUUUAUGAAAUUACAUUCAAUUCACAUAAAAUUGAUAAAAUUGAUCAAAUUAUUGAAAAUAAAGAAAUUUUAGAAAAAAAUAAUAAAAUUAAUCAAAUUAACAAAAUUUCUGAAAAUUCUGAGAAUUUAGGGGAAAUUACUGAAAAAAAUAAAAUUACCCAAAAAUCUACUGAAUUUACUGAAAUUUUAGAAAAUAAUAAUAAAAUUAUUGAAAAUUUAGAAAAAGAUAAAAUUUCUGAAGAUUUGAGUAAAAUUACUGAAAAAAAUAAUUUUUCUGAUAAUUGUCCAACAAUUACUGAAAAAUCUCAAAAAUCUACUGAAAUUACUGAAAAUUUAGAAAAAAAUAAAAUUUCUGAAGAUUUGAGGGAAAUUACUGAAAAAAACAAAAUUUCUGAAGAUUUUGGAAAAUUUACUGAAUCUACUCAAAAAUCUACUGAAUUUACUCAAAAAAAUAAAAUUACCCAAAAAUGUACUGAAUUUACUGAAAAUUUAGAAAAAAAUAAAAUUUCUGAAGAUUUGAGGGAAAUUACUGAAAAUUCUCAAAAAUCUACUCAAAAUACUGAAAUUACUCAAAUUACUGAAAUAUCUACUGAAAAAUCACAAAUUACACAAGAUAUUGUAAUAAAAAAUAUGUAUAUGGAAUGUGAGAAAUUAAGAAUGAAAAGAUUUGUAUUAUUGGAAAAAAUAAAAGAAAAUAAAAUAUUUGGUAUAAUAACAAUAAAACCAUAUAAAAAUAAUAAUUUAAGAAAUUUAUUACAAAAAAUUCUUGAAACAAAUAAUUGUAAAUUUGUACAAAUUUCUAUAAAUAAUUUAACAGAAAAUAAAUUAUUUAAUUUCCAAAAUAUUAAUUUUUUUAUAUUAUUAACAAAUAAUUUAAAUAUAAUUAAUUUUAAUAAAAAUAAUAAUAAUUUAUUUAAUAAUAAUAAAUUAUUUAAUUUGAUAUUACCAUAUGAAUUAUUAAUUGGAUUUAAUAUUAUUAAAUGGACACCAUAUAUUUUUGAUUUUAAUAUUAUUUCCUCCGUUACGGUGUCAGGUCCAACAGAAAGUAAUGGACCUGAUAAUAGGAGUACUGGUAUUGAGGAUACUAAGAAUACUACUAAGGAUCCUAUUGGAGCAAGCACCGUUAUGGAGGAAAAUUCUACUAUCCAAAUUGCUGCUCCUAAAGUAGGUACUUCAACUACCAAUACCCUGGGAAAGGGAGCUAAUUUUACAGCUAUGGAGUGUACUACGGGAAAGGGAGCUAAUUUUACAGCCACAAAGUGUACUAUGGGAAAGGGAGCUAAUUUUACAGCCAUGGAGUGUACUACUGAGAAAAAUACUAAUAAAGUUGCUGCUGUAACUAAAACUAGGGAGUCAGGUACUAAUUCUAAUACUAAGGAUAUUAAGGGUAGUGAGGGAUUUAAUACUGGAUCUAAUACUAAGGAAGACCUUUUCGGGGUUUGCCGUGGUACUGACCCCGUAACGGAAGAAAAUUUAAUUAAACAAUUUGCUGCCACUAAACUUGAUAAUACUAUAGAAUCCAAUUCUAAUACUAAUGAUAGUGGUAUUAAGGAUAUUGAGGGAGAGGGAGUUGAUGAGGAAACUACUUUUGGGGAUGGCCGUGGUACUGUUGGCCGUGGACCUUACACCGUAACGGAGGAAUUAACAAAUAAUAUAAAAAUGGAUAUAAAAGAAAGAUUUGAAAAUUUAUAUGAAAAAAUAUUAAAUAAUAAUAAAAGAAAUUUUAGUGGUUUAAAUCCUAAUUUUAAUAAUAAAACUAUUAUAUUAAAAGGUUCAUAUGGUAUCCCAACAUCAUAUCAACAUGAACAUUAUAUAUAA
Theileria annulata is the source of this 2379-nucleotide messenger RNA. RefSeq lists its product as uncharacterized. NCBI's taxonomy places the organism in Eukaryota, Apicomplexa, Aconoidasida, Piroplasmida, Theileriidae. The record is from RefSeq and is a predicted model, not a curated record. The coding region runs from base 1 to 2379 and encodes 792 amino acids. The transcript is spliced from 2 exons.